GAUCUUUCGUUCGAUUAUAAACUGUCACCAAUUGCGAAGUUCACGAUCGAUCCCUUCCUGAACCUCGUGUACUGUAAAUGCAACGUUCGGAAUUGCUUUCGGAAAAUCCAACAUAAAUUUCCAAUGUCAAUGCUAACAAACUCGUCCUAAAUGUCGUCAUAAACACGAUGAGCCAUUCGAACAAUCCCGCCCAUCAACGAAAAAAAUCCGCAAAGUGCUGUCCGGCUACGACUCUUCCGCAUCACAAGCUUAAACGAAUUUCCUCGACCUCAACGUACAUAGUGGACGAUGAUGAUUGCGUGAGCCGGGUGAAAAGUGCCUCUUUAGAAAACACAAGUAUCUUGGUCCCCAGAGAUCGUCAGAGAGAUGUUAAUCAUAUCGACAGAAGGAUCGAUAAAACGACUUCUAAUACAGGAUUUAGUGGUAGAAAAUUUUGGAACUGUCAUACAAGACCGACAAACGUCUUCGUGCCGGAGAAUUCCGUAAUUCAAGAGGAAAGCGAGUUGAUCGGCGCGUUGACGAAACAAAUAUACAAGGUUGAAUCUCAAAUGCAAAAGGCGCAAUCCGAUUUAAAGAGGAGCGAAGAGCAGAUAAGAUUGAAGGAUCAGGAAAUUUACAAGAUGAAACGAAAGAUCAAGGACUGGGAGAUCAAGAACAAGAACCAGGAGAGUUUGCGAAAGAAGGAGCAGCAACAGCAACGAGUUCAAGCCGACCAGUCGGAAUAUCUCUACAGAAGGUGUCUGAUGCUCGAGCAGAGGAUCUUCGAGAUGGAGAAAUUCUUGGCCGAUUAUGGUCUGAUCUGGGUUGGCAACUCAACGAACUCCCCGAAGUAUCCUGAAACGAUCCUCAACAACACCAUCGAGACGUAUUACGACCAGAUUAUCGCAAAUAUCGACCAGCUGAACCUGGCCGCUGGGAAGGGUGAAGUUCACGUGCAACAUAACGAAAGAGGGAACGGAGCCUCGUUCAAAACUCCCUCUUGCAUGUCGCUAAAAUUCUACAAAAAUGGAAUGAUAGUUCAAGACGGCCCAUUACGAUCUUACGAGGAUCCAGCCACGACGUCAUUUCUUAAGGAUAUCUUGGACGGCUAUUUCCCUUCCGAGCUGCAAGAGGCUUAUCCAGAGGGCGUACCUUUUAAGGUGGAAGAUCACAGGAGCCAAUUGUUCUUGAACACGUCCGAGUUUCCUGGCCAAGGUUACCGAUUGGGAAAAGAGAGCCUUGCCAAUAACACGAUCAUCUCUAGAUCUCGUAGACCUCCUACCGUUAACCAGAGAAUGGCUCGUCGUGGCGCCCCCUCCAGAGAUAAUCUGACUAAUUUCGAUCCCAACGCGCAACUUUUGUCCCCCACAGCCAGCAAGUCCCAAAAAGCGAAAAGUCCCUCGGAAGGCCCCCCGUUGGAGAUGUACGUUCUACGUUCUCAGAUUUUAGCGUCUCACAAUAAUAUCUGUUCCGAUACCCACUUACAAUCCCAUAUCAAUGCAGAGUUGGGUUUGAGCACUCGAAAAGAUAAACGUGAGCCGAAUAAUAGAAACGGAGAAUACGAUCCGACGACUCGUGAAAGUGGUGCAAAGUCUAAAGGUGUUAUGAGAUUUCCAAGUUCUGGUAGAUGUUAUCACAGCUCCUCCGAUAGAUCGUCCAAAUUAUCACCCAAUCGAUUGGAUGGCGACGAUCGAUUCAGGCAGCGAUCGAGAUCUGCAAGUUUACCAAACUCUAGAUUUUCUAUUAAUUCGAGGUCAACACCGAGAGCGAAUAUUGAUGUUAAACAGUAUGCAACUCCUCAAAUCCAGUCUGGUGUAACGAGGAAGAGUCAACGUUCGACAAGAUCCGCUGUACCAGUCAGAAAGAAUGCACCUCCGAUUUUACAUCAGAUCAAUGAACCAUCGGGAAAAACGGGCGAGCUCCGAUUGAAAGUCAGAUCUCUGAAUGGCGGUACUGUCUAUUUGGUGCAUGUAUCUGCCGACGAACCAAUAGCUCGACUUUAUCAGUUGUUAGAUAAGGCUAUGUCAAGAACCGUUCCUCGAGGAUACAAAAUUGUUCUAAGCGGAUAUUCACCGAGAAGAUUGGAACAAUUAGGAAUAACUUUAAGAGAAAUUGGUAUUACUAGGGAUAGCGUUUUGCAUUUAGUGAACGAUUAAAUAUCAAAAGUAUAUCUAAUGAAUCUCCGAAUUUAUGUUGUUUAAGAAAAA
Molecule: messenger RNA, 2186 nt
Organism: Apis laboriosa (Himalayan honeybee)
Lineage: Eukaryota; Metazoa; Arthropoda; Insecta; Hymenoptera; Apidae
Product: UBX domain-containing protein 11-like
Exons: 14
Coding region: 168-2135 (655 amino acids)
Biological process (GO): proteasome-mediated ubiquitin-dependent protein catabolic process
Molecular function (GO): ubiquitin binding
Source: RefSeq, a predicted model, not a curated record